UGAAGCGAAGGCAUGCGAGAGCGCGGAAUUGCUCUGCUCUGGGCACACGUCCAAAGUAUGGAGAGCGGCGCACAAUGGCCCCAAAGAAAGAAGCAGACGGAGCUGCUGGGGUUACGAACAGGUGGCUGCAGCGCUACGGGGACUCGGGAAGCGCGCUAGGCUACGUUCAGCGUUUAUGUUGCUUUAGUUUUCGAAAAUAAUAAUAAUAUUAUAAUCAUGUGCUGUUGUUGAACAUUAGUAAGACUUUUUUUAACCUGUUAUUAUUGUCUCACUCAUUUUUGUAGUAUAUACCGACGUGUUUUUUAGAGCAGGACUCCACUCAAGAAAGACAGUGUUAUUUUCUUUAAAAAUCAUCGUAAAGACGGUACGUGAGCAUAAAGGGAAAUGAACAAUUAGUUAACUUUAUUUCAUUGUUUUUCCCCCACUUUCGGAACCGUAAAUCGUAGUUUCUGUUUCCGGCCGUGCAAAUAUAGCGGUUGCGUCAUGGAGCCCAACGAUGGCGCGAGCGUGAAAACGACCAAAAUGACAAAGGCGAAUAAGAAAGUAAUUCGGAAGCAGCUAAAAGCCAGCCACACGUUACUGAAACAUGAAGGUAUCGAGACGGUGUCGUACCCAACUCAGAAUUUGGUGGUGGCAAACGGGGGCCUAGGCAACGGCGUGAGCCGGGAACAGCUGCAGGACAUCCUGAAAGGGAGCAGCUCCGUCAAGUGCCUUCUCAUGCCACCCAACAAACCGUACGCCUUUGUCACAUAUGGCUGCACGGAGGACGCCAGGCAGUGCCACGCUGCCCUGAAUGGCAGGCAGCUGCAGUGCCAGGGACGCACUGUCACCUUGUACCUCUCCUUUGUGGACAAAGUAGUAGAGUCACAUGUCGGGAUGAAAGCAGAAAUGCCUCCUGGGUUGAAAGUGCUGGAGGACUUUGUAUCUCCGGAGGAGGAGGUCCAGCUCCUGGAGGCUGUGGACUGGUCCUUCUGCGAUGAUCCUGGGGAUAAUACAAUACAGAAAACUCUGAAACACAGAAGAGUGAAGCACUUUGGCUAUGAGUUUCGAUAUGACAACAAUAAUGUGGACAAAAACAAGCCAUUAUCUGGAGGCCUUCCUGCAGUUUGCCAUCCUGUGCUGGAGAGGUGUCUCAAAGAGAAGCACAUCAGCAUCUGGCCAGACCAGCUUACGGUGAACCAGUAUCAACCUGGACAGGUUCUGAUGUCAUCGACAGGUAUCCCUCCCCAUGUUGACACCCACUCAGCCUUUGAGGACACAAUCCUCUCCUUAAGUCUUGGAGCAAAGACAGUGAUGGAUUUCCGGCACCCCGAUGGACGCUCUGUCGCCGUGGUACUACCUAGGCGGAGCCUGCUGCUGAUGAAGGGCGAGAGCCGCUACCUGUGGACGCACGGCAUAACUCCCAGGAGGCUUGACAUAGUUCCCGCCCGUGAUGCAGAGAGGUCCGUGGCAGUGACCCCUGACCCUUGUGACCUGACCUUGAACGAACGAGGCACCAGGACAUCGUUCACCUUCAGAAAAGUGCGACACAUGCCCUGUGAUUGCGCAUAUCCCUCCACUUGUGAUAGCCAGCGCCCCCUGGAGGUGCCCCAGCGUUUCUCCCUCCCUUGCACAGAUGUGGAUGCCGUUCAACUGGAGAUGCGCUUUGUGCACACGGUGUACGACGAGAUUGCCGGCCACUUCAGCCGUACGCGCCAUUCACCCUGGCCUCGGGUUGGGGACUUCCUGCGCUCACUGGUCCCCGGUGCUGUGGUGGCUGAUGUGGGCUGUGGCAAUGGGAAGUACCUGGGCAUCAAUCCUGCCGUGUUCACAUUGGGCUGCGAUCGCAGCCACAGCCUGGUGCAGAUCUGCGCAGACCGUGGGUUCCAGGCCUUCACAUCAGAUGCACUGGAGGUCCCACUCCGCAGUGGCGUGUGCGACGCCUGCAUCUCCAUCGCCGUAAUCCAUCACUUCUCCACACAGGAGCGAAGGCUUACUGCUGUUAAGGAGCUGGUUCGACUCCUGAAACCUGGCGGAAAAGCCCUGCUCUAUGUGUGGGCGCUAGAACAGGAGUACAACCGGCAGAAGUCCAAGUACCUGAAAGAACGAGGUGUGGGUCCAGUGGAGGGGGUGGAGCCUGGCAGUGUGGGACAGAUGGACACCACUGCUGCCCGUACAGUGGGCACUAGUUCCAGUGCAGCAAAAUCCAGCCAGCCUGAGCUGAGCAUCCACAGGAACCGCACAGCGUUCGGCUCCCAGGACCUGUUGGUUCCCUGGCACCUCAGAGGUGGCGUGCAGAAGGAAGGCCAGGAGCCCAGCCACAUCGGGGAGAAAGGCGCGCUGCUGGCGUCGGGGAGCACCCCUGUUUACCACCGCUACUACCACGUGUUCCGCGAGGGGGAGCUUGAGGAGCUGUGCAGGAAAGUGAGGAACGCGACCAUUGAGACUAGCUACUAUGACCAGGGCAACUGGUGCGUUAUUCUGGAGAAGACUCUGUGAUGUGUGGUUUGGCUGAGACCAGAACUGAAGAUAAACAGGGCACCAGUGCAACAGAGUACAAUGAUGUUUCAUCAGUUUAAAAAAGAAAACGAAUAAAGAGCGAAAUCCAUUGGCA
This is a messenger RNA of Scleropages formosus (Asian bonytongue), 2593 nucleotides long. It is a transcript of the gene alkbh8, whose product is annotated as alkB homolog 8, tRNA methyltransferase. The record is from RefSeq and is a predicted model, not a curated record. Gene Ontology annotation, cellular component: cytoplasm; nucleus. Lineage: Eukaryota; Metazoa; Chordata; Actinopteri; Osteoglossiformes; Osteoglossidae. Gene Ontology annotation, biological process: tRNA methylation; tRNA wobble uridine modification. The transcript has 11 exons. Gene Ontology annotation, molecular function: tRNA (5-carboxymethyluridine(34)-5-O)-methyltransferase activity; S-adenosylmethionine-dependent methyltransferase activity; tRNA binding. Bases 484 to 2478 code for a protein of 664 amino acids.